AUUGCAAAAGUGACUCAAAACUUGAAUUCAAACAGAAAACUAACCUUUUCUUUUGACUCAUUUUUUUUUUGAGUUUUUAACCCCACAUCUGCAUUUUAUCUACGAAAAUGCCAUUAACCCUUUUUUUUUUUUUUUUCGAAAAUGGCUUCUUUACUGUCUCAACCUCAUUUUCUUCAAGUAUUUACAAUAUUGCCACUGCCAUGAAUAGUGGGAACAACCUUGUACGAACUGUUUGGAGCUUUUAAUGCCCUUUAAUGCACGUAAAUCUCUUUACACUCUCUCUGUUUCAAUUGUUAUGAACUAAAAACAACAUUUCUUUCACUUUCUCUCCAUAUUCAUCCAAAAAACUGAAGCUUUUGAUUCAAAAUUGUUUGGAGCCAUAUUUCUUUCGUUUUGACUUACGGUUGCUUUCGUUUGAGGUUCUGGGUGGUUGGAGAAGACCCUGUGUGCAAACAAAGUCAUCUCACCUAGUUUAAGAUGAUUUUUAAGUUACAUGCAGUGUAUGGAGAAUGGUUGUUGAGAGAUUUCCGUUGGGAUUUUGUGGUUGAUGAUCUCAAAGGAGCAAGAUUGUUUUUAUUGAAUGAAGAUUCAACACAUGCUGAACUUGUUGCAAUGGCUCAAGAAGAUUAUAACCUGGACAUGAGAUCAGUGACUGUGGAGAUUAGCUACUCAUUACCAGCAGAAAUGAUGAUGACUCCAGGCAGUCCUCCCAUUCAUGUUACAAGUGAUAGACAAGUUCGAAACUUGCUCGAGAUACUCAAAACGCAUAGAGUAUGUCUUUGUGUAUCAAGCCGCAGCAAGGUGGAAACGGUUUCAGAGAAAAGAGAAGAAGCUGGUGAAUGGGAAGAAGAUGUUGGUGAUAAUGAUGAAGCUGGUGAAUGGGAAGAAGAUGUUGGUGAUAAUGAUGAGGCUGAUGAAUGUUUUGAAGAUGUUGGUGAUAAUGAGUCUGUUGAAGAUGAAAAUCAAGAUGGGGAGGAGGAAAAUGGGGAGGAGGAAAAUGGGGAGGAGGAUGCUGAUAACACUAUUGUUGGUGAAACGGAUCAGAAUGGUGGGGAUUACAGUCUUUAUGGAAAGGUUCUAGAUGAGGACGAGGAAGAUGAUGAUAAUAUUUGUUUUGAAGAAAUUGAAAAGACAUAUGCUAAGACAAAUGCUAUUGAAGGAGGAAAAUCGGAUUGUACCAGCAUCUAUGUCAACCAGAGUUUUGUUAGCAAGGAUGCACUGCUUUCAGAGCUGCGGUUGACAGCAGUGAGGGGUAGGUUUUCUUUCAGAAUAUACAAAUCAACAAAAACUCUCCUUGUGGCAAUAUGUCGGGUUAGCGGUUGUGGAUGGAAGAUCAGAGCGAGUGUGAAACAUGGGCAAACACGUUUUGGGUAACAAAGUAUGUGGAAAAACAUUUAUGCUCAAUUGGAGACCGAAUCGCUCAGCGGAGACACUGUACUCCAAAGUAUGUUGGUAGUCUUUUCAUUGAUCGUGUUGGGAUCAUUGAUGGGAUAACUCCACAGCAUAUCACUGAUGCAAUGAAGAACAUGUUUGGCAUGACGCUUGAUUACACCACUUCAUACAGAGCACUGUUAUAUGCACAGAAAUUGGUGAGAGGAUCAGCAGAAGAAGGGU
Molecule: messenger RNA, 1614 nt
Organism: Raphanus sativus (radish)
Lineage: Eukaryota; Viridiplantae; Streptophyta; Magnoliopsida; Brassicales; Brassicaceae
Exons: 2
Coding region: 478-1374 (298 amino acids)
Source: RefSeq, a predicted model, not a curated record